AUGAAAAUUGGCAACAUUAAAAAGAAUAAAAGUUUUACGAAAGGUCUCAAUGGGAUUCGGAAUACCAGGAAGGGGGGGAAGAGAAGUACAUCAAACAAAGGUAUAAUAAGAAAACGUGGAAAAACGAAAAAUUCUAAAUUACAUAAUAUAAAUGAGAAAAAUAACAAAAUGAAAACUGCUAAACGAGGUUUCAUCUCAAAAAAAGGAGAAGUAACUAAAGACGAAAAGAAGAUGAUAAUAAAAGGGAGCAAAAAAAAUUCUGUUGUUUUGAAGAGUGGUAACAAAAAUAAAGAGAAAUGUAAAUAUUCCUCUCAAAAUGAAGAACAAAACAACCCUAAAAGGAGGUACGCAUGGUUAUUUGAUAAAGUCAAAAAAAAAAAAAAAGACCAAACGUUUGGAAGUGACAGCGUAAGUAGUAAUGGUAGUAGUCGUCAUAGCGGUAGUGAAGAUCCAGGGGAUACACCAUCGAGUGAGGGGAAAAGGACAAAAUACAUAAAUCAGAAUACCAAAAAAAAAUUCGUUUUGUAUAAGAAAAGGAAAAAUAAGAAAAAAAAUAAGGUAAUUUUAAGUUGCUUUCAAAAUUUAGGAUUAAGUGAAAAAAUGUGCAGAAGCAUAUCGAGUAACUUAAAGUAUAACAGACCAACAGAUAUACAAAAAUUAUGUAUACCUAAAAUUUUAAAUAGAAAAGAUAUAAUAUGUAUAAGUAAAACAGGUUCAGGGAAAUCACUUGUAUACUUAAGUACAUUAAUAGAUUUACUAGGGGAACACAGUAAAUUUUUUGGCAUAAGAGGAGUAAUUAUAUUACCCACCAAAGAAUUGGUCAUACAGAUUUAUAAAUUGGCUAGAAAGAUAUGUAUGAAUUAUUUUAAUUUAAAGAUAAAUAUAAUUAUAGGUGGUGUUAGUCUAAUUAAACAAUUUGAUCUUUUAAAAGAAAAUCUAGAUAUAGUAAUAUGUACCCCAGGAAGGUUAAGUUUCAUUUUAGAAGAAACGAAAUUAAGUUUAGAAAAAGUAGAGAUAUUAAUUAUUGAUGAAGCAGAUAGAUUAUUAGAAUUAAAUUAUUACAAUGAUAUGAACAAUAUAUAUAAAAAUUUGCACACAUCUUUUAAACAAACAUUAUUAAUAAGUGCAACUUUACCAACUAAUGUUGAGAAUUAUUUCAGAUUAAAAUUAAAUAACCCAGAAGUUCUUUUUGUUAAUUCAGAUAAUGUUAUAAGUGACCAAUUAAAACUACAUUUUUUAUUUUGUAGAUCUUAUGAAAAAUAUGCUGUGCUUAUUAAAUUAAUUUUUUUAUGUAAAAAUAAAAAAUUAGGAAAAACGAUGAUAUUUUUUUGUACAAAAUAUCAUAUUUUAUUUUUUAGUAAAAUUUUUAAUUAUAUUAAAAUACCACAUGCUACCUUGUAUGGUAAUUCAGAUACAUCUUUUCGUAUUCAGCAAAUAAAUAAUUUUACAAGAAAUAACAACAUUCAAUUCUUGUUAGUAACAGACUUAGCUUCAAGAGGUAUUAACAUUACCACUGUUCAGAAUAUUAUUAAUUAUAAUUUACCUUAUUCUCCUAAAUUGUUUAUACACAGAGUUGGUAGAGCAUGCAGAAAUAAUUUAACAGGCUAUGGUAUAUCCUUGGUUACUUAUCAGGAUAUUUUAUAUGCCUACGAGAUUUGCUUUUUCAUAGGAAAAAAGUUGAAGUUCUACAGGGGCGACGGUCAGUGUCCCCUCGGUGGGGAGGACUUUGUGAACCAAAAAGAGACAAACGAAGUAGGCCUUAGUGAAGCAGAUGUAAUGGUUCCAGACAAGAAAGACACGGUAGGCUUUAGUGAGACGGUUGUAGUAGUCGCAGGAGAGACAGAUGUAACAGUCCCAUGCGAAACAGAUGUAGCAGUUCCAGGCGAAACAGAUGUAGCAGUUCCAGGCGAAACAGAUAUAAUAGGUCUUAGUGAGACAUAUUUAGUAGCCCCAGAUGAGACAGAUGUGGUAGUCCCAGAUGAGACGGAUGCGGUAGUCCCAGAUGAGACAGAUGCGGUAAUCCAGGGAGAGAGAGACGAAACAAAACCUGGGGAAGAGGACAACAAGAAUCAUGUCUACAUAGGGGCACUAAAUAACAUUGGCGAUUACAUCGAAUUUAUUGACAAUCUAAAAAAAGACGACAGCGAAUUGGUAUCACUAAAUAAAAGUAUGCAGGCAUCAUAUAAACUUUACUACUCUAUGAGACCGAAAGUUUCGAAAUAUGCAAGCACAAAAUGUGUCAACAAAAUUAAAAAAAUUGGAGGGUUGUACAAGUUAUGUUUGAUAUAUCACCCGGAUGAGCUUUAUAGAAAUACUUCGAACAAUGAGAACGAAUUAACUAACAAAUAUGAAAAUUCAACCAAUCUGACCCUUUUGAAGGGAGGUGGAAGUGUGUUCAAUAACUUGAUUAAGUUUCCAGAAAAUUAUAAUAAGCAGGAAAGUACGCAAGAAAUAAGUAAUAAUGAAAAUGAAAAUAAUGAAUAUGUAAGAGACAAGCUUUUGAAUGUACAGGGGGGAUCCCCUUCCCAUUACAGAGAAAGUGAAAAAAUGAACCACACUCAUAAAGAUGUUAUUUCAUUUUUGCACAAUUUUCAAAAUUCCAAAAGUAGUAAUAGCAAUAGAAAAAGCAAUAUUAGCAGUAAUGACAAAGCGAAAAGCAUAUCGGAAGUGGUUAAGGAAAAAUUAAACAAGCUAAAGGAAAAGACGAAAAGGUACAAAAACAGAAAAUACGAUUCGAUUUCAAAUGAUGUAAAUGAACUGAUGGACUCCUUUUCCUUUGGACUGUCGGCCGACGAAUGCGAUAAUGAAACUUCGGAAAAAUGGAAAAGUAAUAUACUAUUUAAUUGUGAAGAAAAAUAUGAUAUAAAUAAGGAAGAGAAAAAGAAAGGAAAACUAAGCAAAAGAGCACUAAAAAAAAUGUUGAAAGGACAGAAGGGAGAAGCAGUUAGUAACACUAUAGAGCAAGUAACCAGAAAAAAAGAAGAAAUUUCCUUAGAUGAUAUUUUAAAAAAAAUAAAUCAAAAAAAAAUGAAAACAGAUACAUCUGCUAUGUUUGACUUAAAAACUCCUGGUUUUGAUUUACUGCCCGAUGAAGAAGAUGAAUUGAAGAAGCAAAGAUUUAUUAAAAAACAGGUAUGGGAUAAAAAAAAAAAGAAAUUUGUUCUAAGAGAGAUAGAUACUUUUCAAGGAAAUGCAAUUACAAGUAUGGACAAAAACAAUGGAAAAAAAAUUAACGUAUCCACUGUCAACAAUAAUAAUAGUGUAAAGAGUAGUACUGCUGUGGGAAUUUAUCAAAAAUGGGUAAAGAGGACGAAAAAUAGAAUCAAUAAUAUUGGGGAGUUAGAAGAGGAUAAUAAAAUCAGAGAUCGCUUCAAAAGUAGACAAACAAAGAACAACGAAAAAAAUGAUAAAGAAAGGAAUAUAGAAAUGUUAGAGCUAACGCACCCAGAAAUUACAGAAUCGUUAUCUAAAAAUAUUAAACUAACUAAAAAACAACAAAGACUGUAUAAAAAAUACAUUACAGGAAAAUACGACACUUCGACAUCAAACAUUCUUAAUGCUCCUCAACUAAAGGAGAAAAAAAAAAAAAGCGUUUUACAAAAUAAAAUAAGAACAGAUAGGAAUUUUAGAGUGAAAUAUGUACGAGCUCGAAAGAAAAAACACGAGCGAAAAUUGAAGGAAAAAUAUAACUUAAAAAGUGCAAGGUCUAGGUCAUUAGCUAUUAUAAAAAAGAAAAAAAUAAGCAAAUGA
Molecule: messenger RNA, 3750 nt
Organism: Plasmodium malariae
Lineage: Eukaryota; Apicomplexa; Aconoidasida; Haemosporida; Plasmodiidae
Gene: DBP10
Product: ATP-dependent RNA helicase DBP10, putative
Exons: 1
Coding region: 1-3750 (1249 amino acids)
Cellular component (GO): nucleus
Molecular function (GO): RNA binding; ATP binding; RNA helicase activity
Source: RefSeq, a predicted model, not a curated record